AAUCGUUGAAUGUCAGAAAAAAUAUUGUCCGUAUCAUUGUCAAAAUUUCUGACGAGGAGAGCAAACAUGAAGCUAAUAACCACGUUACAAAUGAAACGCAUAUUACACUAGAAGAGUUGCAGAAACUGAUUGAUGAGAGAAUUGCCCCGAUUAAAUUGGAACUAAAGAAUCCAGUAUGGAUUUCCAAAUUCAGGAUUAAUGAAAGAAUUGUAAAUAGAUAUCGAACAGGUCGUGCGUUAGUCGCUGGAGAUGCUGCUCACUGUCAUUCGCCAUUUGGUGGUCAAGGCAUGAAUUUAGGAAUUCAAGACGCUCAUAACCUAGCUUUUAAAUUGGCACUAGCUAUUAGGGGUCAGGCAGCUGACGUGGAUAAACUUAUUGAUAGUUAUGAACAAGAACGGUAUCCCGUUGCUAAAAAAGUUGUUUCAGGUACUGGUUUUUUUACAAAAAUGUGGAGUGGUAAUGAUUUUAUUAGCAUAUUCCUCCGAACGCGCUAUAAACCUCGCUCAAGAGUUGAAAACAAAUUGAUCAAAGCAGGUCAUUACGCACUAGACGGAUUAUUAAAGAAAAUAAUUCCUCAUGAAAGUCAUGAGCGCAUAACUAUGUUUGAUGUCCUUCGUUUAACCGCAUCGAAGCACACCUUAAUCCUCUUUACUCUAACCAAGGGUGCUACUGCUGAUUGCAAUCCGCUUAUUCGUACUCUGUUGGAGAUAUACAAUGAUUAUAAAAGUACUAUCACACCCGUUAUCGUUUCAUAUCAGGGCGUCAUCCAGGCUGCUGAUGUACCAUUCAUGCCAUUCCUAAAAGAGGGCAGAGAACAGCAUAUAUUUGUUGAAUAUAAAUUCGAAUUGCAUGAAAAAUAUGGCAUUACGAAAGAAGUCGGGCAGCAGGCUUUCGUACUUGUUCGACCUGAUUUAUACGUUGCAAGCGCGGUGUUUGAAGAUAACGUGGAUGAAUUAAAGGCAUUUUUAAGAGGAUAUUUGGUCAAGGCAGAUGGAUAG
Messenger RNA from Scutellospora calospora, 998 nucleotides. The record is from the annotation of a GenBank genome assembly. Lineage: Eukaryota; Fungi; Glomeromycota; Glomeromycetes; Diversisporales; Gigasporaceae.